UCUGUGUAAGGACAAUAUUUCUUGAAUGAAAGAUGUAUUUUCUGGCUUUCCUUCACAUUCCACUAUAUCAUUUCUUGGUCGUCCACUCCUGCCCAUCUUUAUGUACCUGCAUUUAUGGGACCACAGGAACAGCAGACCUCAGGUGGGUGCAAUGCAGUGACCCGAGAAUAUCAGCUGUCCCGAUCAACAUCCCUGCUGACACAGUGAAACUCCGUCUGGAAAAGACUCUGAUUACCAGGGUACCCAGAGCAGCCUUCUUCAACCUGUCAGAGCUGCUCUUCUUGUGGCUUACCUACAACUCCAUCACAACCAUCCACCCCAGCAGCUUUGUUAACCUGAGAGUCCUGAGAGAGCUGCGUCUGGAUGGAAAUCUCCUCACUGCCUUCCCUUGGGAGGGGCUCAGGGACAUGCCUCACCUUCAGACUCUGGGUCUUCAUAAUAACCAAUUAUCUAGCCUUCCAUCUCAAGUUGCACUCUUUCUUCCCAACAUCACCUACCUUGACUUAUCCAGUAACAGGUUGACUAUGUUACCAGCCGAACUGUUGGACCUUUGGUUCCCUCUUCUGGGCCAAAUGGAGAGAUCAGCACAAAGAAGAGUUUUGGGUCUUCAUGACAACCCAUGGAUGUGUGACUGCCAGAUCUCCUUGGUGGUGUCACUGUCAAUGUCCCUGGGCAGCCCCGUGGUUCUCAUGGACCAGCUGGUUACAUGCAGCAGGUCUCUAGGUCAGUCCGGGAUGUUGCUGACCAAAGUUGAGUUGCCUCACUGUAUGAGACCCUCGAUUCAGCCUGCAGCCACUAGAGUCACAUCCCUGCUCGGCAGUCAUGUUAUUCUCCGCUGUGAAGCUACUGGCUACCCCACACCAACUUUGACAUGGGUCAAAACUUCAAACUACGCCGAUUGCUGUCGACAGGACAUCACUGGUGACAAUGAACAACUGCCCAGGAAGUUGGAAAGUUUUCUAGCCAUGCAGGGAUCUCCUCGAGUUGGUGUGCGCUGGUCAAUAAUCAGCCUGGAUGAUUUAGGGUUCAAGGAUACUGGUGAAUAUCGCUGCCAAGCUCGGAACAUGGCAGGAAAAUCUGAAGCUCCCGUAAAGCUAAAGGUGGUGGGAGUUACACGACUCUCCCGCCUACCAAAGAAGUCACAGAAGACUCCCCCGAAGUCAACAUCCAACAGCAAAAAGCCCAACCAGAAUCGAACGACAUCUCUCAUCCCAUCACUGAAAGACAACCAGUUACCCCGAGCCAUUGCACCACCUACUCAAAAGAACAACACACAGACAUUGCCUGUCACUGUGUCCAAAGUGUUCCCCAUUUACAAACCCAGCAAAACAAACUUAAAAGGUCCAAAGAAAAUUACCAAAGAACCCUCAUCAAGUCUAUAAUAGAGCAAUUUGACAAUUCAACCAUUCCUAUAUCAAACAAAAG
This is a messenger RNA of Hippocampus comes (tiger tail seahorse), 1425 nucleotides long. RefSeq names its product leucine-rich repeat, immunoglobulin-like and transmembrane domains 3b (gene lrit3b). Gene Ontology annotation, molecular function: protein binding. Bases 33 to 1382 code for a protein of 449 amino acids. Lineage: Eukaryota; Metazoa; Chordata; Actinopteri; Syngnathiformes; Syngnathidae. The transcript is spliced from 6 exons. The record is from RefSeq and is a predicted model, not a curated record.